Fomitiporia mediterranea MF3/22 is the source of this 3717-nucleotide messenger RNA. RefSeq lists its product as uncharacterized. Bases 1 to 3387 code for a protein of 1128 amino acids. NCBI's taxonomy places the organism in Eukaryota, Fungi, Basidiomycota, Agaricomycetes, Hymenochaetales, Hymenochaetaceae. The record is from RefSeq and is a predicted model, not a curated record. The transcript is spliced from 11 exons. Gene Ontology annotation, molecular function: protein binding.
AUGGCUUCCCCGUCCUGCAGCUCGCCUUCCGCAUCCUCAUCAGCGGUCACCCUGCCUCGCCCAGGAAAGUCCAUCCUUAAGAAGGCCCCUCCGCCACAGCAGUCCUUUCUCUCCCGCCUCUCGCGUCUUCUUCCGUCCCAGAACACCGCGUCUGGUGCACCCAGCGAUCCAGAUGAGAACCUCAAGCGUGCUCAUUUCUUUCUCCCCCAUCUCGCAACCGUCUAUCCAAUCUCUGCCGCAAAUCCGCCAUGCAGCCUGACCACGAGGGAGGAGAAACGCUCCAUCGAAGCACGCGAGGCUGAGCGGCGUCGACGAAUCGUCCGCGGCAACUCAUACAGCCCCGGCAGUUCCGAGACCGACGAAUGGUGGUCUACGGACAGGGUUGAGUCCUUCUAUAAGGAGUGCUGCACCGGCCGCGAGGAACAGCCCCACCCGGGCAUCUCUGCCGCACUAAAGAAAGCGUCCGGAGCACAAGGCCGUUCACUCGAUCUUUCCGGUGUUCAAAUAACACCAGGUCAGGCAGCAACUUUGUCUGACGUUUUCUCUGUCGAAUGGGGACUUCGCAAAUUAUUCCUGAAAGAAUGUGAUCUCGAUGAGCAUAAUCUCAAACCUAUCCUACAUGCGCUGCUCAUCCCUGGGACGCUUAAUUUCUUAUCCAUUGCCUCAAAUAGGCGUCUGAAGGCACCAGCUUUUAGACUGAUUGGCGCAUUUGUGCAGAAAGCAAAGAACCUGCAGUUCUUAGAUCUGUCGCAAAACUUCCUCGACAAAAAAUCGGUUGAGUGUGUAGGUGCUGCUCUAAAACCAGCAGGUGAACCUGGCUUGGUAUCACUGCGAAUGGAUGAUUGUUCGUUACGACCGGCAUCACUAGAGACCCUGGCCCAGAAUGUCCGAACGUCGUCCCUCCGCAACAUUUCUCUCCGACACAAUCGCAUUUCUGCGUCUGGGGCAGUUGCACUUGCCCUCAUGAUCAAAGACUAUCCAGACACGAUGCCUGCUCAUGCGACCCAAACCAACUCCUUGACAGCUAUUUCUUCCUCGAACAUUAAUUCUAACCACCUCUUCAGCACUCUUUCCCCUCCCAGCACUCCUAGUAAUGAAACACCACCUCUCACGCCAACCCAGCUGACUUCACAGCAGUCGCCUUCCUCCCCACGUUCAAACUCGCCCUUACCUCCUCCCACAAGACAGGGACCGAUUCCUCCCCCGCCGAUACAUCCUGCAAACGCACCUGUCCAGACGACCUACACUCCGUACAUCCCACGAGCAAAACGCGCCGCUGCAUUGGCUACAGGGGCGACUGCUGGUGCACGAGCUCUGCAGCACGCCACGCGGGCUCCGAAUCCACUUAAUGCAUCGGGACAGCAAGUCCCAAUCAUCACGAGUUCCGCACAGGGUGGAAUAACGACCCGACAUCCCCCAGGAUCAGAGUCGAAUGCAAGUGUGCAACAGCCGAGGGAUCACGCGAAGACGAAUGGACCGAGUGCGGCACUCUUAGAUAAGGUACGCGCUCUGGACGCACUUCCACGGUUAGGAGAAUUGCGGACGCUCGACUUGCGAGGUAAUGAUAUUAGGGCUGGGAUACAAUACAUCGCACAGGUCUUGAAGCGGAACCGAACACUCAAAGUUUUAAACCUUAGUGAAAAUAAGAUCGAUGUGCAAGGGCUUGUUGCCAUUGCAGAAGCGCUGAAAUACAAUUUGACUUUAGAGACCCUUGACAUGGGACGGAAUCCAUGUUCGGGUCCUGCACUUGACGGAAUCCAGUCACUCAGGACGGCGUUCACAUUGAACACUUCGUUGAAACGUCUGUUUCUGGCUUCGACGUCACUGACAUCCGCCGGAGCAAUCGCAUUAGCCGAGUUCCUUCCAGAGUCAGCAUCAUUACUGCACCUUGACCUGACGUUGAACAGCCUCGAUUUAGCGGCAGUCAUGGCUCUGAGCGGCGGCUUGAAGGCGAACCAUACAAUGCGUUGUCUUGACUUGAAUAUUCCGCCGGACGAUGAAGAAUUUGCUCGCAUGUGUAGGGAUAUAUUGAACACCUGCAUCCGUAAUACGGAGGAAGCGGAACGUACCUCGCAGACAGCAGGUUCUGGACGCGGUAUGGGUAAGGGUGUGUGGGGCAUGAUUGAAGAGAGUGAGCUAGCGAAGACUUUCAAGAAGGGCGAUGAAAAGAAGGUGGACGAUGAGCUCGUUUCACAGGCCAAGGAUUGUCUGACCCAGCUGGAGGCCCUUGUUCUCCAUCUUCAGGCAUCUCCAGAAGUAUAUGACAAUAAAUCUGUGGAGCUUGUUGAACGUUCCAAAGCUGCGCUUGUCGCUCUAGCCGACGUCAUCCAGAGUACUGCAGACCCAAUCCGCAUUGAGGAACUCUUUUAUCUCAACGAUAGCAUCACAAUCGCGCUUACACGUGUCGACGAAGUCCGAGUAGGCAAAGGAACACCACCAGUAGCGAACGGCCAUGAUAUUACCAGUCCACAGGCAAGUACCGAUACUGGCACCGGCCUCGGCCUCAUUGUGCACCCCGAGAACGGACAAUUUGAGACUGAAGACGCCCCUCCACCUUUUGAACAGGCACAACCAAAAAUCGACGUCAAACUCAAUGGCCUACGACUUCACAUUCCGGUGGAGCGUCCGAGUGAGGCUGAUGAGAGCGAAAGUGGGACUGAGCCGGACGAGGUACUGGAGACGCCGAAGGUGGAUAAAGGCAAGGGACGCGCGGCACCAGAGCCAGAAGUAUUUGAGAAGGUGUUGAGCCCGAGCUUCGUGCUGUCCAGCUCGGACGAUGAAGAAGACGAGCAAAAGAAGACUGAGUUUGAGGAAGAUGAGGUGAUGGGACUCGACGGACCAUCACCGGUUGACCUGUGUGUUUCUCGAACAUCGAAAGUGAUGGUAGAGGAAGAAGGCGAGGUAUUUAGGAAGGGAAAUAUACUCCUUGGUCCCGACGAGAUGGAAGGCGAGUAUGAUGGAGAGGAACUUCGCAUUGAGCUCCUUGAAGCCGAGGUACAACGACCACCACCACGUGCGUUGAACGUGGAUGAAUUCGGGAUGGAACUCCCGCCACUUCCAGCAUCGCCCCUAACGCCCUCCGAAGCCCCAGAGAAGCUACUCUCCCCUACAAGCCCGCACGAACAAAACAAGCCUCCUCCACGCCCGUACCUGCGUCGGUCCCGUUCGUCCUCCUCUGUUGCAAGUCCGGUUAGUACGUCUCCGAGGCUGACAGAGAGCGCAAUCAAGGGUAGUCCCAGCCCAAUUCCUGAGGACAGUAUCAUCGAUGUCACAUCGCCUAUGUCUCCUGCCAAUGUUCAAUCGCUCGGGGGAAAUAUCAGGCCAUACAUUUCGCGACGCCGGUCGUCUUCAGCGAACUCUUCCGCAAACUCUUCACCAGUUCGUUGAUCAAUUCGUCGAAUUUUUUCUACCGCCAAUUGCCUCGCUUCAUACAUAAAAUACCUAGUUCUAUACCUUGCCAUGUCUUUCAUUCAACUCUCCCUAUCCUUUUUUAUUACCCUCAUCCGCUUCAUCCCAUCUUGCAGGGCGAUAGACUGCAUUGCUGGUUUUCUUUGAUAUUUCCUUUCUACGUACCAUAUAUAACUAAUGCGAUAUCACGCGACAUGCGUAUUCUGGACUUGCCGGUUGCACGGGUUGGCAUUCUUUUUUCAUUAUCAUUAACAUUGCUUCUGAGGAACGGAUAUAACACAGUCGUUUUGAUAUUUUACCUGCAUUUGU